CUACAGCAAUCAUUUCCCCAUGCUAUAUAAAUACAGAUGUGAACCAGCCACCUUCACACUGGUUCUUCAGACAGGACAGCGUCAAUUAAAACACACUGACAAAGACUAAAACUGAACACCAUGAAGGUUCUUGUGGUGCUUGCACUUGCUGUAUUUACAGGUUGCCAGGCCAACCUAUUCUACGCUGAUGAGCCCAAGCCACAGCUGGAGCAGCUGACUGAUGCAUUCUGGAGCUAUGUUUCCAAGGCAACACAAACCGCAGAGGAAACCGUCAAGAUGAUCAGGUCUUCCCAACUGGGACAGGAAGUCAAUGCUAGACUGACCCAGAGUGCCGACAUGGCCAGCGAAUAUGCCGUCACUCUCAAGAAACAGAUGGAUCCUCUGGCUGAAGAGCUGAUGACCAAAAUCACCAAGGAAGCUGAAGUGUUGAGGGAGCGUUUGGGCCAGGACCUGAUCACUGUGAGAGACCAGCUGGAGCCCUAUGCUGACAACCUCAAGAGCCAGAUCCAGCAGAGAGUGGAGGAGCUCAGGACGGCCAUGGCUCCAUAUGCAGAAUCCCUGGAUUCUGAGACCCUGAAGGCCACUCUGCUCCAGAAGAGUGAGGAACUGAGAGGAAACCUGGAGCAGAGCGUGAAGGAGCUGCAGGCUCAGCUGGAGCCCUACAGUGCUGAAAUCAAGGAGAAGGUUGACCAGCAUCUGCAGGAGUUCCAGAAGACCGUGAGCCCUCUGGCUGAGGAUCUUCAGACCCAGAUUAGAGAGAGAGCCCAGAUGGUCCAGCAGAGUCUCACACCUUAUGGCGAAGACCUGAAGGAAAAGCUGGACCCCUACGCACAGGACCUGAAGAACCAGCUCACCUCCCUGUACGAAUCCUUCAUCAAGAGAAAUUAGAUGCUUCAAAGACUUCUUCUUUCACUAACAGAACUACAUAAUUACUCAUGAUCUUCAAAAUGUUACAUAUUUGAUCCAUGUUUUCCUCCAUUUAUCCUACCAUGCUCUAUACUAGAGCAAAAAAAAAAAAAAAAAGGUUUGAUAAAGUCUCAUAAAUUCCAGUAUGCAAUAUCCAAUGUCCUUUACAUUUGCAAAUUCUCUAUUUUUUCUGUGUAACAGUGGUUAUUUAUUUAGAAUAAAUACAUUAUCUCUGAGAAAAA
Messenger RNA from Megalobrama amblycephala (Wuchang bream), 1148 nucleotides. Its product is annotated as apolipoprotein A-I-like. Gene Ontology annotation, molecular function: phosphatidylcholine-sterol O-acyltransferase activator activity; phospholipid binding; cholesterol binding. The coding region runs from base 121 to 888 and encodes 255 amino acids. Gene Ontology annotation, biological process: cholesterol efflux; high-density lipoprotein particle assembly; positive regulation of lipid biosynthetic process. Gene Ontology annotation, cellular component: blood microparticle; extracellular region; chylomicron. NCBI's taxonomy places the organism in Eukaryota, Metazoa, Chordata, Actinopteri, Cypriniformes, Xenocyprididae. The transcript is spliced from 4 exons. The record is from RefSeq and is a predicted model, not a curated record.